UUAUGUUUUGUUACAGGAUUCCGAAGGAGAUACGCCCCUACACGAUGCGAUUUCGAAAAAACGGGACGAUAUGCUGACACUACUGCUGGAUCAUAAUGCUGACAUCACUUUGACGAAUAAUAAUGGAUUUAAUGCCCUACAUCAUGCUGCAUUGAGAGGAAAUCCAAGUGCUAUGAAAAUUCUCUUGGCGAAACUUCCUCGACCAUGGAUUGUGGAUGAAAAGAAAGACGACGGCUACACAGCGUUACACUUGGCCGCAUUAAAUAAUCACGUCGAGGUGGCAGAGCAGUUGGUCCUUAACGGAAAGGCUAACAUGGAUCUGCAGAAUGUCAACUUGCAAACCGCUCUUCAUCUGGCGGUCGAACGCCAACACACACAAAUCGUUCGACUUUUGGUCAAGGAAACGGCCAAUCUCAACAUUGCGGAUAAAGACGGUGAUACUCCUCUGCACGAAGCUCUCCGCCACCACACCCUCUCCCAACUGCGCCAGUUGCAAGAUGUGCAGGACGUCGGUAAAUUACUCAUGGGCUUAGGCACUCAAGGAUCCGACAAGAAGUCAUCCGCUAGUAUUGCCUGUUACCUGGCUGGGAACGGAGCAGACUUAACAAUUAAGAAUAAGAAGGGCCAAACCCCUCUCGACUUAUGUCCAGAUCCUAAUUUAUGUAAAAUGCUAACCAAGUGCCACAAGGAGAAGAAAGGGGAGGAGGUCGAGAUGGUACCCCAGAAUCUUCAAAACACCAAUAUCUCCUCGACCAUGGACGAGUGCCUCGUUUGUUCUGAUGUGAAGCGUGACAUACUCUUCCAACCUUGCGGUCAUGUCAGUUGUUGUUCCACCUGCGCGCCGAGAGUGAAGAAAUGCUUGAUUUGUCGAGAAUCUGUUGUCAGUCGUAUAAAAAUUGAAGAAUGCAUGGUGUGUUCCGACAAGAAGUCGUCCGUGCUGUUCAAGCCAUGCGGUCACAUGUGCGCCUGCGAGAGCUGCGCGCAAAUUAUGAAGAAGUGCGUCAUGUGUCGGGCACAAAUUGAGCUAAUGGUUCCCAUGACCGUAUGCAGCGGUGGCUUGGGUACGAUUUGCGAGGUCAAGCCCGAGAUUGAAAUCGAACCGACUCCCUCAACUAGCGACCUCAACAUACAAGGUCCGGUCAUGAACAACGGAAAUCGGGAUACCAGCAACGACAUCCAGAAGUUGCAGCAACAGUUGCAGGAUAUAAAGGAGCAGACCAUGUGUCCUGUAUGUUUGGAUCGCCUGAAGAAUAUGAUCUUCCUUUGCGGCCACGGAUUGUGUCAGAUGUGUGGGGAUCAGAUGUCGGAGUGUCCCAUCUGCCGCAAAGCAGUGGAAAAACGUAUUUUAUUAUAUUAAGGUAGUAGGUAAAAUAUUGCAAUAUUCGUAAUUUGUUACGUUUUAGUUUUUAGACAAUAUUUAAAAACAUAUGUACAUUUGCAAUGUCAUCGCUAAUUUGAAAGUGCUUCCAUAAUAUUUCAUUCUACCUAAUUCCUAUUUGUUGAGAUAUGAUGUUUUGAAACAACCCCGUUUACGAUCUACUUGUUCAGGUGUAGGUGGUGGUUUAUUAUGGAAGCAUCCAAUCCAACACUUUAAAAUGUAAACAAACAUUGAUACAAUAAACUUUUUAAUAAAAUUU
Messenger RNA from Photinus pyralis (common eastern firefly), 1637 nucleotides. RefSeq names its product E3 ubiquitin-protein ligase MIB1-like. Gene Ontology annotation, biological process: protein ubiquitination. NCBI's taxonomy places the organism in Eukaryota, Metazoa, Arthropoda, Insecta, Coleoptera, Lampyridae. Gene Ontology annotation, cellular component: cytoplasm. The coding region runs from base 71 to 1357 and encodes 428 amino acids. Gene Ontology annotation, molecular function: protein binding; ubiquitin-protein transferase activity. The transcript has 5 exons. The record is from RefSeq and is a predicted model, not a curated record.